UUUUCCAUUGUGGAAGUCUUUAAAAAAUAAUUCAACAUGGCGUUGCUUGUGAGGUCCUUAGGUCGGCAGACAUGCCUUCUGAAGCAAAUGCCAUUAUUGGCUGCACGAAGGUCAAACAAGGCCACAACAGCGUAUGAAGAGAUGAGUCGCUUCUGGGCCCGCAACCGUGCCCUUAAACGCCCCCUGUCCCCAUUCCUCACAGUGUACAAACCUCAUCUCGCAAUGAUGACCUCACUGACGCAUCGAGUGACAGGUGUGGCCAUGCAAGUUGUGAUCUGCGGCACGUCCAUCAUCCUCCUGUGCGUUCCCGGAGACUUCAAGGACAACCUGGAGCUGCUCAAGAACCUGAGCCUGGCCCCCGUUAUCGUCUACGGCCUCAAGUACAUCUUCGCCUUCCCCGUCACUUACCACUUCCUCAACGGCAUCAGGCAUUUGGCAUGGGACGGGGGCUAUGGAUUCGGCCUGAAGACCCUGUACAAAUCUGGCUACUUUGUGAUGGCCCUGACGGCCGUGGUAUCCACCUAUUUCGUGUUUGGCAUCAAGCCCAGCGCCAUGUAAACGCAGAAAUGUGAUGAUCCAUUUAAUCGUAAACAGCUGCGAGAAAGAUGUGGUGGGUACAGUGGAACAAAUGGACGUAGUCAUAAACUGGACAAUGUGAGGGUGUGAAUUUUAAAAUCUUGCAGACUCUUUAACUUCAUCUCUGUUUGACUGUUGAUUUAUUGGUAUUGUUAACUGAAUGAGAAGUCAAUCUAUAGUAAUCAACCAACAGUUAAACGAAAAUGAAGUAAUGAAUAUGCAGAUUUUCAAGACUGGAUACCCCCACAAUAUCCAGAUAUGUGAUUAUGACCAUUUUUCCAUCGGACCUGCUUUGAGAGAGCUGUGAUGGAUGGCACGGAAUGAAGGGAUAUCGUCUGCGUAUUGUCAAUGCAAAUGUAUCGGAAGGUUAUUGGUCAAAUUUGUCAGCAGAAGACAGUAGGGAGGGAGUAAAUCAAGACAGAGCCCUACGGCUGCCAUCCCCAAGUCUCAAUGAUCUACUACAACAUGUAAGUUAUAAUGGCACUUGUUGUCAAAAUAAAUUGACUAAGGACGCACAAAUCAUUGAGUUGGUGCUAAAGGGUGUAAGGGCGUCUAUACUUUUGCUGAAUUCUGCUGGUAAAUGUGGCUGUGUGCGGGGGCUUUGGGUAAGGGUUUGCGCUAUAUUGUGAUUUCGGAGGUUGUCACAGCUGAUCUAUAGACACUUCAGACGGAGACCCGUUGGUGGAGCUGUGACUGAUGUGUAUCCAAAUCUCCUUUUACUUUUACAACAAGCAUUGUCUCUAAACUCCUGAUUUGGAGGUUCGGUGAAAGGCUGAGGGCUUUCUAUGGACGUUGCUUCAUUUAUUUAAAAUUUCAAAAUAGUAUUACUUUUAAUCUCAAAACAGUACAUGUAUAACUAACAAUGGUGUGUCAACAUUGUGUUUACAGUUAGACUAGUUUCUUUUUAAAUAAAUUAUUUCAUUGAAAGUUGUUGGGGUUUUUUGUUGUUGUUGCCCGUUAUUGUCAAGGGGCACAGAUGAAAAACUGGAACCUUUUUCAUUUUGCAAUAUAUAUAUAUAAUAAUUGAUAUAUAGAUGAGUCUUAUGUGGCGAGCAACAAACAACAACCCAAAGAAAAAACUGGUGGCUUGGAAUUUCUCUGUGUAGAGAAUGUGGUGCUGGUUGCCUUCAGAAAGUGAAAGACUCGGAAGGAAAUAAGCCUCACUAUGAGAUGGGCAGCGGCAAAGGUCGGUAGUUGACAACUAAGCUAUGGACUGGGAAUGAGAUCACUGUAGAAAGCUGUUUUUGUUUUUUUUAAAUCAGCUUUGUAUCCUAAAGAGUUGAAUAUUUUUUCAGUUGAAGAGUUCUGAUGUUGAUACAUGUUUUGAUGCUUUAUGUUCACAGCUGUCUUUGUUUUAUCGUCUGGUUGGGUAUCUUCGCUUUAAGCCAGUAAAAAUAUAUUGAUAGUGUCUGCCAAAAUUUUCUAAAACCAAAUAUUUUUUUUUACUUCGUUGUAAAGCAGGGUGCAGUACAUCAUCUCAAUAAAUGGUGUACAAAUUCAAUGAAGAGAAACGCAUGAAACAUCAACACGAAAUUUGAGUUGCGGUGGUCUUUGAUACUUUUAUUAAAGGGUUUUUAGCCGCUGCGAUAUAAUCGCUUCAUGAGAGGUGGCCAAUGGCCCAUCAGUGUCUGAAACCAUCUGAAUGUUCGCACGUUAGUUGUAGUUUAGAAAAUUCUUCAAGUUUUUUUCAACCUCCUGGAGCAUCAACAACAUGUUGUCCUGUGAAUUUAAAAGUUUUUCAGUUGUCGUAAUAUAUAUAUUAUAUAGCCUAUUAUGUUUGUGCUAUGUUACCUGAAUCUUGCUUUCAAGUAAUUCCCUCCAUUGUUUGAUGUUUUUUCCUCUCCACCCGUCAGCCAUGUACAUCAACAAACUGGCAAUGAAACACAUCGGGAUCUGAAAUGCUGACGUUUUUUAAUUAAGUCUGGCAACAUUUCGGAAAUGUUUUCGUGCCGCUGGCAACCAAAUGUAUAAUGUGUAGGGCAAUCUGUGAAGUGACCUGGCUGUUUGGCAGUUUGUUGUUCACAACAUUUUGGACCUUUGUCUUGGUUUCUCAAUAAAAAGCCAAGAAUGUCGACC
This is a messenger RNA of Aplysia californica (California sea hare), 2652 nucleotides long. RefSeq names its product succinate dehydrogenase cytochrome b560 subunit, mitochondrial. The transcript is spliced from 6 exons. Gene Ontology annotation, molecular function: electron transfer activity; succinate dehydrogenase activity. NCBI's taxonomy places the organism in Eukaryota, Metazoa, Mollusca, Gastropoda, Aplysiida, Aplysiidae. Gene Ontology annotation, biological process: mitochondrial electron transport, succinate to ubiquinone; tricarboxylic acid cycle. Gene Ontology annotation, cellular component: membrane. Bases 37 to 558 code for a protein of 173 amino acids. The record is from RefSeq and is a predicted model, not a curated record.